This is a messenger RNA of Trypanosoma conorhini, 2139 nucleotides long. RefSeq lists its product as uncharacterized. The record is from RefSeq and is a predicted model, not a curated record. NCBI's taxonomy places the organism in Eukaryota, Euglenozoa, Kinetoplastea, Trypanosomatida, Trypanosomatidae. The transcript has a single exon. The coding region runs from base 1 to 2139 and encodes 712 amino acids.
AUGGAGUCCGUCACUGGGCAGCAGCAGCAACCACUGCAGCAGGAGCGGGCGGUGGGGGCAGGCGGCGCAGGGGCGCCGCCCACGCGAAGGCGGGGGCGGGGAACGUUCAACCAGCCACUGCGGGCGGACCAGCCUCCCGUCGGCAGCGCCAAGACGACGGCGGCCAACGACAACGCGUCCGUCCUGACGUCGGUCACAACAACUGUGCUGCCGGCGAGCACCCCUCCUCCAGUUUCCCGGGUGCCGGAGGAGGACCUUGCGGCAGAGUAUGGCGGACAGAAGCGUGAUAUCCCGCUAAAUAUUCGCGAGAACUUCGGCGUGUGCGAAACCGAGCAUGAGGCGGACACCGUUCGACAGCUGCUUUUCCGUGGCGAGAAGCGGCGGCGCUACUGCGUGAUUGUCGGCGAGCUGCAGAACCCUGCCCGCCCCAUCACGCUGAAGCUGUUUGGCCACAAGGGACUAAAGCCUUUUAAGCUGCAGAAUAAACUUAUCCGGUUGGUGAACAUCAGCGUUGGCAGGCCACGGCCCCCGCGACCGGUGAUCGAAGGGGAGGGGGAGGACGCGAAGGAGGGCAACAGCGACGCCGAGGAGGAGAAGCAAGGGGGCUCCGACGACGACUCCGACACGGAGUGUCGUGACGGCCACGAGGGCCUCCAAUACAACCCCGAGCCGGUGCACAACGUGUGCGGAGAGGAUCCUCGGCGCGACUAUUGGGAAGAGGAACGGCAACAGCGAGGCGAGGAAAAGAAGGAGGACGCCCCUCAAGAAGAUCGUGGCGCAAAGGCGAGGGAAACGUCCCAGAGCGGCGAAGACGUGGACGCCUACGCGGACGAGGACAACGUCCUCCCACUGACGGUGGAAUUGCGGGACUCCACGACAACGCACAUGGGCCAGCCCUCUUCCAUGGCGAACAGCCCUGUCCUUACGGCCACGCGCUUUGACAGACUUCAAAGGUACUUCUUCGACGAGUUUAAGCACCUCCUGAGCUUAGAGGACGUGCGUAUGCAGCAUGUUUCGAUCAACCUCAACCUUGGUGCCGCCUACUGCUGCCUCGCGCGUGAGGGGUCUUACAGCACACCGCUGAAGUACGCCACCUUUAGUGAAUUUGUGCAACGCAUGAACGAGGAGUCUAUGCAGUUGUAUUUUCUGAAGGAUGCACCAACGUGUGUUUCGCGCGCCGUGGAUAGGGAGUGUGGUGCACUGCAGUCAGAGGCUGUUUUUUCGCUUGUGAAAAUUUGUUUCUUCUCAAACGAGCGACAGAGCCGCUCUGUGGCGCGCGCGAUGUGGGAUGCGCAUGAAAAUCGGUUUGUCUUGUUGGACAUGGAAAACGCUGGCGUCACGUUUACGUGGACCGUAUUUUCUGUGGACGAGACGGGCGUCGCCGGCGCGCCGGCACCUCCCGCGGCGAGGGGCAUGUGGAACCUCGGCGCCGUCGGCGUGGACGGCGGCACCGCUGCCGGCGCUGGCCCGGACGGCGGUGGCGUCAUGCGGAAGAAAACCGUGGCGUUCCCGUUUGAGCUCGAGUUCCACGUGUACCGCCGCUGGAAGCAGCACACGGAGCACCCGGCCGCCCCCAUCGCCGAGGCGAUUCUCGACAAGUUGUCCCUCGCGGAGCACAACCUCAUCCACUACGGCUCAACGAUUGGCUACGAAAGCAUGGACCUCUCGCACGUCUGCGAGGUGGACGCCGAGUCGGAGGACUUUAACGUGGAGAGCAUCAUUGUGGAGCACACCUCACGCGUGAAGCCGCGGGGGACGGACCUCACAGUCGACAGCACCUCGUCACUCUGGAUCGAGAACUUUGCGGCCGCGCGCGCCCUCAAAAACCGUCUUGCGCAGGGAAUCAUCAGCGCCACCGCGGCGUCGGCAAUGACGCGCGAAAGACCACGCGGGCGCGGGGGACGUGGCCCCGCCACGCCGCACGUGCCCAAGCCAAAAACUUUGGCCCCCGCCUCACGCCUGACGUUCUUUCGCGCCCGCAGCAGCACGGUGCACUGGAAGCUGCGCCCCAGCUGCAGCACAGAGGAGAACUUGGCGCCGCUGAGCGAGGCCCUCCGUUUCGCGCAGCAGGUGAUCAACACGGCUAAUGAGAUUGAGCGCACUUCGGUGCGUGGUGGAGCCGCCCCGGACGCCAUUUGA